CCAAUAGAAAUCGAAUGUUAAUUCUCUUCCCUUAGCAAUGCACAUGGCCGGUGCAUUGGGCACAUGUAAUAGUAAUGAAAAGAGAUCACAUGCCUAGAUAAAUGAUCGUAUCGGAAUGAUGUGAACGAAUUGAUUUUCCGUGCAGAAAAGUUGAAGUAUAUUGAAGGAAAUCAAGGCAAAUUUUAUCUUCAAGAGACCUGUUUAAUCAGCAAGAAGAGACAAUGCUGCUGAGAAAAAAAGAGGACAGUAGUAGAAAGGUAGUUACUGAAGUGCCCUUGAUGUCAGGCAUACAACCAAGUUGGGACUUAGUAGUGAAGUUCUAGUCACAACUGAGAAUUUACAAUAUAGAUGCAGAGAAAGUGAGAGAUCAUACGUGGUACUAUGGCCUUGAAGCAUGCAGUGAAAACCACCCUUCUCAGCCUGAAGCCAAAGUGCAGUGCCAUCUACAGUAGAAAUUGCAGCUCAAAUGGCAGUAUUCUAUUGGGCGACUGUUUGGGACUAACACGACAAAGUGAAGAUCGGUACAUACAAUACAACGCUGACCCCAAGGACAGUUAUGUAAGUGACUAUGCAAGCCGAGGAGGUGAAGUUAUUCCACCUAAGAAAAGGUUUCACUUGCAGAAAUUGCCUGACAGGUUUCGGCAGCACUUGUCUGCUUCUUCAACUAGAUUAGUCGAAAAAGAAUAUAAAGAGUUUCAGCAAGCUGGAAAUGUGGACAGGAAAAAUGUGAUGCAAUAUAUGUUUGCUUGCACUGCCAUGUACCAGCAGUCCAUUAGUGAAAAAGCCAAGUUGCAGCAAGACCAGUUAUAUGAAGUUGAAUUGAAAAACAUUCUCAAUUCUCAAAUUUCUGAAGAAUUUAUAGGUAGCUCCUCUUCAAGUGAGGUGAAUGAUAUUUUGUACGUUGGCCAGUAUAUCAGCAGCACCUUCCAUCCAUUUUUUGACAAACUGCAGUAUUGGAUGAGCCCUUUGUGGCGUCGAUGGACUGUAGCAGAUCGUUUGCGUCAUGCCAAGGAGUGGCUUUUAUUAUCGAUGGUCCAUGACUGCAGUUACGAAGUGAUGACAAAGGAGAUAGUGCAUUUUUUAAAAAGUCUAAUAAAGGCCGAUAAUUCCUUGAACCUGACGCCAGUGGAAAUUGAUCUCUUGUGUGGUACAAUAGAUGUUCUUUGCCUCAGCAAGUACUCAUUGAAUGGAUUUGUAGCUGAUGAGCUGAUUGACUUGAGUGCCUCCUUAUUGGCCAUUGUAGAGAAAGAUCUUUUUCAACAGGGAGAUGAACCAUGGCCUAACUAUAACCUGAACUUAUUUUUGAGGGCAAAUGUGAUGGCAGAGAGGGUUUUAAACUUUUCUGUCUUGAGUGACAUACUGAAGCAUAUCCAGACACUUGCUAGGGCCAGUAAGUAUUUGGAUGUGAGUUUGACAUGCAAUUUUUUGGACGCUUUGUUUGCACAACGUACCAACAUGGAGCAGCACUCUAAGCUGGUGGUCAGUCUGAUGUCCACUAUUUCCUUGUAUAUACAGUGUCAGGCAAUGACCACAGUGGAAUUAGUCAUUUUAAGUUCUGCAGUGUCCAGGCAAAACUACCUCUGCCCACCUCUACUCAAGAAAGCGGAAGAAGCCUUUCAUGACUCACAAAGAGUAGCCCACUUGACCAGAAAGCUGCUGAAUCCAAUGUUGAAUGCCAGUAUGCGGUCUGGCUGUAUCCCAGAUGUGCAUUGUGUCAAAAAAAUCACAAAGUUGGUACAGGACCCGAGGUUUAUAUGUAUCUUGAAGCCAAGAAAAAGUGGAAGUGAGCUGCUGAAAUUGAUUAAGGGCUCAUUUGCUUUAGGCAGUCAUGAGAUAUCGGAGAGCUUGUUGGAGGUGCUGUUUGACCCAGAUACGGAGAAGGUUUUGCAGGCUGAGUUCCUGACUUUAACUAAGAGGUCAAUAUGGAAUGCCAUGCAACUGUUGGAAAUCUAUGGGGCUAUUGAGACCAUUGGCUUCUUGGAUCAUUACAUUGCGAGAAUACCAACAAGCAUGUUCAAACUGCCAGCAGUGCAAUAUGCAGUCAAUUAUACAAAAACUAUGUACCAUAGAACGGACUUCAGGUUUCUCUUGCAUGUCUUAGAGGGCGCUGUAGGCAAGGAGAAGAUUAGGACACUUCCCAUGCCCUCCAUGCGCACUGUCAUCUUGGAAAUGUGUCUGGAUUGCAAGGGGAACUUGAUAGACAUGAAGCAAGUGCCGCCACUGAUAGACAAAAAUGGACGACUGAGGAGAGAGCACCCGUCCUCUUCCUCUGUUGUUUGGAGACGGAUAGCGGUGAGGCCUCUCCAUUACAGGCAUUUCUUGAUUAACCGAUCACAACUCAAUGGAUGGGAGCAGAUGAAGUUGCAAUAUUUGCGUAACAUGGGAUACCAUGGAAUAGUGCUGCCUAUCAGACUGUUGGAACAAGCACCCGGAAAGUUAGACGAAGCCUUUCGAGGGGCUUUAAAGGAGCUGGGCUGGAGUGGAAAGUGAGGUAGAAGAUAAGACCCACACAAGUCGGAUAGUCAGAGUAGGCACUCAGAGCAGGCACUGCAUGUCUGGGUGCUGUGUAACUGGAGUUACAGUCAGAGCAGGCACAGCAUGCCUGGGCGCUGUGUAACUGGAGUUACAGUCAGAGCAGGCACAGCAUGCCUGGGUGCUGUGUAACUGGAGUUACAGUCAGAGCAGGCACAGCAUGCCUGGGAGCUGUGUAAAUGGGGUUAGGACUGGAUCUCUUCAAUGGGGAAAAUGGAUUUUCACAAUUUUUUUUUAAGUCACAAAAUUCUUGAAAUUACAACAUUCCCUAUAUUGAAUGAUAGCAACAAAAUUGAAAAGCAUGCUACCCAGUGGUUCUAUUCUAUACAGUAAAAUACCAAGACAAGUAGAAUUUUAAUUUUUAAUCAUUUCAAAAUUAUUUAUCUGAAAGAUUGAUCUUUUUUUCCCCAUUAAAAAGAUCCAGGCAUUACGGUAUCAUUCUGUUGUAUAAUCUGAAACUUCUGUGAACAUUGCUCAACUCCAAUCUUUGCAUAACUCGUAAAGAAUUCUAUUGUCAAACAAGUAGUUCUGCUCCAUUAAAGCUUUUUUCUUUAUUUAUUGACUCAAAUAUUAAUGUAGGUAAAUUUAUUAAGCUUUUUGGUCAGUGAUAAUUUUAAUAAGUAUGGUUGGCUUGGCACAAAUCUUGAGAUGACCAGGCUUUGUAAGUCUAGCAUUUAUUUCUUUACUCAAAAAGCUUUGAAAAAUGUUUGGAAAUUGUCUAUGUUAUUGCAGAUUUUAUGUCAUGUUGACCAAAUUUAGGUCUCUGCCUUUUGCCAUAGACAAAAAUUACCACACUUACUUCUAGUUCUUCCAACAGAAAUUGUCCUCAGUUCAAGGAUGAGUUUGCUUUUCAUAACCGUACAUUCAUAUGCCCAUGCGCCCUUCUCUCCCCUCAUCAUUUUUGAAUGAGGAUUAAAAAUAUAAUUACCUUUUGGUUCCCAGUAUUUUCUCUAACUUUUUGUAUUAGAGAAUUUUUUUAUGUCACAUUUGCUCUAUGGGAGUAAGAAUGUAGAGGAGUAAUGGUGCGGCGUAGCAAGGAUGACGGGUAGCAUGAAGGCAGGGGAGCAACGGGGGAGGGGGGGGGGCACAAAGGGAUACAGCCUCCAAGGCAAUACCUGUAUUGAAUAUAUAAUAUUCACUUGUUGAAAGCGUCCAAAUUAUGCUUCCUUUUAGAAUAAUAUAAAUUUGGACUUGAAAAUUAAUUUUUAGUGCAAGUUUGGACUGUCAGUGGUUUCAUAUUGGUUAAGUGGUGACAGAACAAUUGGCGAUGUUAAUCAGUGCAAUUGUGACGAAGAUCUGAUUACAAAAAUGACAAUGAAUUGAAAGAAGAUCUUCAGGCAUGCCUUAAAAUGGAUUCCAUUGUAUAUUAUAUGCAACGGAUGUUCAAAUGAACUUAUGAUGUCAUGUUAUUUUUGUAGCAAGGGUGUUGAAAGAUAUUCAGUAGACACAUUAUAUAGGUUAGCUUAUUACACAAAUAAGGAUGGACUAGAUUCUAUUGCUCUUUGGCAGGACACCAGUUAGAGGCAGUAUAAUAACAUGGUGUGUUAUAAAGAUGUUGAAGAUAUUUGCACUAGAUCGAUUGUUAACAGAUCAAGUGGUUUUUACAAAGUCAAUUUGUAUGCCGUUACCUUUUGUUUUAAUUUUGAUUUAUUAUUAUUAUUAUUGUUGUUGAAACUUAAAGGCUUAAGGCCAAGCAAGCCUAAAUAAGUCUAGUAUUUUGUGACGUUAUUUUACAUGCUGUCAGCAUAUUCCACAGGGGUUAAUAUGCUGAAGGCAUGACGUACAAGAUUUUGCACAAACUUAGUAAAAAGGCUACAUUUCUUCUAUGAGAAAAAAUUAUGUACAUUUAAUUUUAUAUGUCAAAUAAAAUUCAAAAACAAAAUCUAAUUCAAUAGGAAUUUUUACUUAUAGCUAAUCUUGAUGACGCCUCCUGUUAUAAAACAAACCAAGUGCCAGUGUUUGCAUUUCAUUUCUUUUUCAUAUAUCUCAAUUUUAUACUUUUUUCAGUGCUCUUGUGAAACACUGCCAUCUAAAUUUCUUCUUCAUAGAUAAUUUUGAGGAAAUCAAAUACAGUACAUAAAUAUUUCAAUAUGAUUUUAACAAUUACAUUCUGGAACAAAUGCAACAUUGUCCUCCUCAUGUAUCCAGCAAUUACACGACAGAAUAAUAAAAGGUACCACUGGAGAGUACUGGAAACCAUCCUCCAGUCAAAAAGAUUAUGUACGUCAGACACACACAUCUUUAACUGCUCUGCCGUUUUGGCACAAAUAAUUUCAUGCCGCAGAUGCAGCAAGAAAAAUCCAUGCCCUUUCAAAUCAUUUUCCAAUUUGACCAGUAUUGUUCUGCCUGGGUUGGUAUGCCUCCAGUGUACAUCAGAGGCGUGCUAAAACAGAAGUCAGUUUCCAGUAGUUUCUGAAACUGGAGGAGAUAAAAUUGCUUAAUAUUGAAUUGAACCAGAGCAUUCUGUUAAAAAUGGGUACGCCUCUAAUGAGCACUCUAUGGAAAACUGCCAAUGAACAUGAAACUUGUGUCCCAAAUCAUUUUCAAAAUGGGCAUCAAAAUAGACUUUUGAAGUUCAUAACAAAUUUGAGAAAUCUGAUAACUAUAAAGAGUAUAAUUUCAAUGACAACUUUGGAACAGGCUAUUUGCAUGACCACAAACAUAAAAAACAAACAAACAAAAAAAUUCUCACAGAUCCCAUUACUUUUACUUCCUUCACUAUAACAGUUAUUUCUAGAUUCAUUUCUAACCUUUACGUCUUUGCUGAACAAACUCAAAAUUUGCUGCUUUUCACUCUUGUUAAUGCACCAGACAAACCUAUUGUGGGAUGACACAUUUUACUUGGGUAUAAUGCCUCACUGCCCAUAAUCCAUACUAUUCAAUGUCAUCAACUGCCCAGACAGACCAAUCUAGCUUAUAUGUUUUAAUUAACACUAACAUUUAAAUACAAGUUAUAGACAAUCUUUUAGAUUAUAUUAAAAAUACAAAAUACUAAGAGCACAAAGUAGAAUAUUUCAUGACUAGAUUAUGUAAGCACGUAAAAUAAACUGCAGACAAAAAUAUUACUAUCAAAUAUGUAUGUUCUGCAAAACCACAAAAUGGUUUGUAUUGAUAAAAUAGCUUAAAAUUAAUCUUUCACCUUCCAUUUGAAUGGAGUGUCACAAUAUGUGAGAGUUCUGCAUAUUUAACAAAAAUAAAAGCUUCUACCUCAGCAUCAGGCUUUAAAACUGGGAAUAAAAAUAUGUUAACGUUUUUAUGCAUGAUAGUCAAGUGCAAGAAUUUGUUUAGUGAUGAACAGUGUCUGACCCGUGCAUUUAACAAUGAGUGGUAGUUUUCUGUACCGUACCCAUUCAAGUGGUGCUAAUUACACCAACGUAAUUAUUUUACAGGGGUUAACUUUCACAAGCUCUUACAUAUUAACCAAAGUUAAUCUGGUAAAGAAGCCACAUGCGGGAUCUCUUAUGUGAUGGCUACAUUCAGUUAUCAAUCUCUCUGACUUGUGUGGUACAGAAAACUUGUGCUGGCCGUGAAAAGUGUCAACUCGGUUGAGAAUUUAGACUAUAAAGUUAACAGGUAAAGAGAAGGUUCCUACUCAGCUAGCUCUGAGGUACAAAAUGAAAAAUUUGGUGCCAUGCACCUUUACACAAAGUAAAUGAGAAGGCAGCUACAGAAAAUCAUAUUGCACUAAUUGGUCAGCAGAUAUUCAGAGACCUUGUCUGGUAUCGCCAGACCACCGUUAACGUAAAAAGGAAGUGGAAAGAUCUCCAAGAAAAAAAAAAAGCCAAAAAAUACAUAAAAAUUAAUAAAAUUUAUAACAAAUGAUACAGCACAUCAUCUAUGUGUCUUUUAAAAAGAACUUAAACUAAUGCAGGUACUCCCACCCCUCUACGUGCACCAACAGAUCCCUACUGAAUCCUAAAAUGCAUUUAAUAACAUCAGGUUACAAAAAUUUGGUCAUC
Molecule: messenger RNA, 6491 nt
Organism: Lingula anatina
Lineage: Eukaryota; Metazoa; Brachiopoda; Lingulata; Lingulida; Lingulidae
Source: RefSeq, a predicted model, not a curated record